Molecule: messenger RNA, 2357 nt
Organism: Mugil cephalus (flathead mullet)
Lineage: Eukaryota; Metazoa; Chordata; Actinopteri; Mugiliformes; Mugilidae
Product: tripartite motif-containing protein 16-like
Exons: 2
Coding region: 64-1620 (518 amino acids)
Molecular function (GO): zinc ion binding
Source: RefSeq, a predicted model, not a curated record
CACUUUAAUAUACUGUUGGGGAAAGUGAAACUCUUCAGACAUUUAUUGUUGCUGAGAGGUGAAAUGGCGCAGAAGACAGAGCAACAUUUGGGGAACAUUUCUUGUUCCAUCUGUCUGGAUCUACUGAAGGAUCCUGUGACUACUUCCUGUGGACACAGCUACUGCAUGAACUGUAUUAAAAGCCACUGGGAUGAAGAAGACCAGAAGGGAAUCUACAGCUGCCCUCAGUGCAGGAAGACUUUCAUACCGAGGCCUGUCCUGGAGAAAAACACCAUGUUAGCAGAGUUAGUGGAGGAGCUGAAGAAGACUGGACUCCAAGCUGCUCCAGCUGAUCACUGCUAUGCUGGACCUGAAGAUGUGGCCUGUGAUGUCUGCACUGGGAGGAAGCUGAAAGCCUUCAAGUCCUGUCUGGUCUGUCUGGCCUCUUACUGUGAGAAACACCUCCAACCUCACUAUGAUGCAGCUCCAUUAAAGAAACACAAGCUGGUGGAGCCCUCCAAGAAGCUCCAGGAGAACAUCUGCUCUUGUCAUGAUGAGGUGAUGAAGAUUUUCUGUCGUACUGAUCAGCAGAUUAUCUGUUAUCUCUGCACAAUGGAUGAACAUAAAGGCCACGAAACAGUCCCAGCUGCAGCAGAAAGGACUGAGAAGCAGAAGGAGGUGGAGGUGAUGCUACAGAAAAACCUGCAGGGAAUCCAGGAGAGAAAGAAAGAUGUGAAGCUGCUUAGACAGGAGCUGAAGGCCAUCAAACGCUCUGCAGAUAAAACAGUGGAGGACAGUAAGGAGAUCUUCACUGAGAUGAUCCGUCUCCUCCAGAAAAGAAGCUCUGAUGUGGAGCAGCUGGUCAGGUCCCAGCAGGAAACUGAAGAGAGUCGAGUCAAAGAUGUUGAGGAGAAGCUGGAGCAGCAGAUCACUGAGCUGGAGAGGAAAGGCUCCAAGCUGAAGCAACUCUUAAACACAGAGGAUCACAACCAGUUUCUACACAACUACCCCUCACUGCCACCACCCAGUGAGUCUACACACUCAUCCAGCAUCAAGAUUCGUCCUCUGAGGAACUUUAAGGACGUGAAAUCAGCUGUGACAGAGACAUGGACAAACAUCUCAGUGACAGUGACUGAAGUGGAUGUUUUACUGCCGCAACCAGUGCCAAAGACCAGAGAUGAAUUCUGGAAAUAUUCAUGUGAAAUCACACUGGAUCCAAACACAGCAAACACGAAGCUGUUAUUAUCUGAGGGAAACAGAAAAGUAACAAGAAUGAAUCAACCUCAGUCUUAUUCUGAUCAUCCAGACAGAUUCACUGAUUAUUGUCAGGUCCUGAGUAGAGAGAGUCUGACUGGACGUUGUUACUGGGAGGUGGAGUUGAGAGGAAGAGGAGUUUGUGUAGCAGUCGCAUACAAAAAUAUCAGAAGAGCAGGGAACUCAUAUGAAUGUGGGUUUGGAGGUCCUGGUUCCUCCAGAGUAGGAGUGUACCUGGAUCACAGAGCAGGUCUUCUGUCUUUCUACAGCGUCUCUGAAACCAUGACUCUCCUCCACAGAGUCCAGACCACAUUCACUCAGCCUCUCUAUGCUGGACUUUGGAUAUUUGGUUCUGGAGUCACUGCUGAGUUGAUUAAAGUCAAAUAGACAGAAGGGGGUUUAUGUUUAGCCCUGAUGUUAGGGCCAUGAAACAUGCAUAGGAAGAACUCUAGAACAACAAAUUAGAAAGAUGGCAGGCAAUCUUUUACCAACUUUAAAAUUUGAGCCAAUGUUAUCCCUUUUAUUUGCAACACACCGAUUUUUAGUUUCUGUAGUAGUUUCUUUAAGUGAAAAAAUCUGAGAAUUGGUUUGCUGUACAGUUACAGAUACAGAUUUUCUAAACAAAUUUCUUGUUCUUUUACUGGUUUACCAAAAUAUGUUCUUAUCUUUCCUGUUAUGAUAUAUAUAUAUGAGGGUUAGAGCGUACAAGUCCGACGUCACUUUGUUCUGCUGGAAAACAAUGGAUGUCUCAAGUUGUGAGCGACUUCCAGCCCAAGGCGAGGGAGUUAAAGUAUCUUGGGACAUUGUUUACGAGUGAUGGUUGAGUGGAGCGAGAUGUUGGACUGUCGUGAUUAAGAUAGCUGAGCAAAGCUUUGGAUUCUCCAGUCAUUCUAUGAUCAUAUCCUUACCUAAGGUCAUGUACUUUGGGGAGAUGGAAAGGAUGACAUUGAAGAAACAAGUGGUUGAAAUGGGUUUCCUUAGUUGGGUUUCUGGGUUCAUCCUUAGGGAUGAAGAGGGUGAGGAGCUGGGAAAUCCAGAGUAAAGCUGUAGCUCUUUGUUUAAAAGCUUUUUUGAAGUGUUUCCUUGUUUGCUGGAAAUGACUUUAACAGCAAAUAAAAAUGGGA